AUGGGGCUGGGCUUACCGGACGGGAACGGACACGGGCACCCGCGCCAGCAGAUGGCGGAGGCGCAGAACUCGGCCGUUGCAGCGGAGUUCGUGAGGGAGCAGGACAUGAUGAUGAUGAUGCAGCAGGCCACGGCUGCGCAGGAGUACCACAACCCCGCCACCGUGCAGCACACCGGGAUGCGACACGGGCACCCGCACGCACACCAGGAGAUGCUGCAGCAAAUGGCAGAGGCGCAGAAGUUGGUCACGGCGACGGAGAUCGCCAGGAAGCAGGACAUGAUGAUGGGGCAGGCCACCGCCACGCAGAAGUACCACCGCCCGGCGAAACAGUACAAUGGGAUGGGGCACGAGCAGCCGCACCAGCAGAUCGUGCUGCAGAUGGCAGAGGUCGAGCAGUUGGCCACGAUGGCCGAGGUUGGCAUGGAGCAAGGCACGAUGAUGCGGCAAGCGGCGGCCACGCAACAGUACCAGCACCCCGCGGCGCAAUACGCGGCGAUGAGGCUCGACGUCACGCUGGGGCACGAGCAGCCGCACGCGCGCCAGCAGACGAUGUUGCAGAUGGCGCAGGCACAGCAGAUGGCCACCGCGGCGGAAGUCGCAAGGGAGCAGGACAUGAUGGUGCAGGCGCAGCAGCUGCCCGCCGCGGCGGAGGUCGCGUGGGAGCAGGACGUGAUGAUGCGGCAAGCGGCGGCCGCGCAACAGUACCACCACCCCGCAGCGCAAUACGCGGCGAUGGGGCUCGACGUCACGCUGGGGCAGCAGACGGUGCUGCAGAUGGCGCAGGCGCAGCAACUGGCCGCCGCGGCGGAGGUCGCAACGGAGCAGGACAUGAUGCAGCGAGCGGCGGCCGCGCAACAGCACCACAACCCCGCGGUGCAAUACGCGGCGAUGGGGCUCGACGUCACGCUGGGGCACGCGCGCCAGUAG
Messenger RNA from Phragmites australis (common reed), 927 nucleotides. RefSeq lists its product as uncharacterized. The transcript has a single exon. Lineage: Eukaryota; Viridiplantae; Streptophyta; Magnoliopsida; Poales; Poaceae. The record is from RefSeq and is a predicted model, not a curated record. The coding region runs from base 1 to 927 and encodes 308 amino acids.